UUUCACAUUUUUACAUAUUGCUGAAAUUGCAACACUGAAUUGAUGGAAGAGAAAAAGUAGCAAAUAAUAAUAGUAUAAGUUUCCAGCGCUCAGCAGCUGACUUUUCUCGCCUAAAAUACUCUCUCGCUCUCGCAUCAUAGACCUUGUUUCUUCAAUUUAAUGUGGCUGCGAAUUAUUGAGGCUUUCAAUCAUAGUUUUCAGUGACAAGUUGCAGAGGUUCAUGGUAUUCACUUGAAACCAUACAAACAAAUCAGAUUCUAAUUAAAGUUGUUCGUGGUUGAUGGGCUUCUCAGUUAUCGCACAACUACAACUCUUGCAAAAGGGCAAAAAAGAAACUGAAAUGAAAGGCCUUCUUUGUGCCAGAGUGUGCUGACCUUGAAUGUUCCGAGUUUGCGUCUUCUGUGGACUUUGACCUAUAAGGCAAUGUUGUCUGGUAAUAAUCCUGCUAAUGGCCACAAGGAUAACCGUAACGGUGGAAAUCAAGAACAAAGUUUGGAAUCUGCAAGCAGUUACAACCUGGAAGCAUCUUCUGUACCUAAAAAUUCGAAGGGUAAAGAAAACUUGAGCCACUCGCCAGACCAAGAUAUGAUGGAACUUUACUCCCGGAAAAGAGCUCAAGAGAAAGAAAUUAUGUAUCUUCGUGAACAAAUUGCUCUUGCCAGUAUCAAAGAAUCCCAGAUGCUGAAUGAGAAAUAUGCACUUGAGAGGAAAUUCUCCGAGUUACGAAUGGCUCUAGAUGAAAAGCAAAAUGAAGUUAUAAAUUCUGCAUCAAAUGAGUUGGCACGGAGGAAAGGCGAUCUUGAAGUAAAUUUAAAUUUGCUUAAUGAAUUAAAGGUUGCUGAAGAUGAGAAACAUAUCUUCAAAUCAUCCAUGCUUAUGAUAUUGGACGAGUUUGGGGCUUUGCCUCAUGUUACCAAUGCAUCAGCCCUUACCAACAGCAUCAAGCACUUACAUGAUCAACUCCAAUUGAAGAUUAGAACAUCACAUGCCAGACUUGUAGAAUUGAAUUCCAUGACUGGAGAUAAUUCCAGAAACAGUUAUAUUGAUAAAGAAAUUCCAAGUUUAAGACCCGAGAGUAGCCCAUUUCCUAGCAGUUCGGUGGGUUUCCGCGGGUUUUCUCAGUAUGGGCAUUAUAUUGAUGGGAAAAAUAUGGAACCAGCUGAUGACAUGUCAAGAUAUAUGCAAGCUGAUGAUCCUAACAAAAACCUGAGGCAGAGUGUUGAGAUGCAUCAACCACCUGAUAAUGAGCAUUUUCAAAGGACAUCUCCCAACUUUGACAGGUCAAAAAUAGAGUACAGAAAUCCCGAAAGCCAUAUGGUAGACAUUAUGCAUGAAAGAAAUGGGCUCCUGUCAGGAUCUGAGCAAAGAGCUGUUGAGCAAUAUCCCCGUUCACCGAUGAUGCAAGUAGAUAGAGUUGCUUCUUUUGGUUCAGAAGAAGAUGGUCCUGGAAUUGAGAACUUUCAAAUAAUCGGGGAAGCUAAACCAGGAUGCAAACUGUUAGGCUGUGGAUUUCCUGUACGCGGAACAUCUCUCUGCAUGUUUCAGUGGGUUCGUCAUUAUCCAGAUGGGACAAGGCAGUAUAUUGAAGGAGCCACCAAUCCAGAGUACGUAGUGACAGCUGAUGAUGUUGAUAAAUUUAUUGCUGUUGAGUGUAUACCAAUGGAUGAACAAGGACGACAGGGUGAGCUCGUCAGGAUCUUCGCCAAUGAAAACAACAAGAUUACUUGUGAUGCGGAUAUGCAGGAGGAGAUUGAUGCUUAUAUUUCUAAAGGAUCGGCAACAUUUGGUGUCCUAAUCAUUCUAGAUUCUUCUGCUGAGAUUUGGGAGCCAGCAACUCUAUUGCUGAGGCGAUCGGGUUUUCAGAUUAAGGAUGGGAGAAAACAGGAUGUUAUAAUCUCAGAUAAAUAUUCUAAAGAAUUAUCGAUCAAAAUACCAAACGGCUUGCCAGCGCAGUUUGUCCUGAUCAGUUCAGAUGGCUCAUCUUAUCCUUUAAGUACAAGUGAUGACAUACGACUGCGAGAUACAGUUGUGCUGACAAUGAGAAUCUUCCAGAGCAAGGCUCUAGACGAGAAGCGGAAGAGUAAAGCUUGAUCGGCCAUCUUCUUGUAGGUGCAGUGUUUAUAGCCAUUCUUCAUUCUUUCUUGGAAUAGGAAUACAAGCAGUUUUGCUAUAUGAUUGAGAAUAAGUAAUUAAAAUAUAGUGCAUCUCCAUUUUCCUUGUGUUGUAUUGUAACACUGUAAAUGUACAGUCCCAUUGCCUCUCAUCGAUCACGUUCCGUUUUAUUAUGUUCAUAGGUUUAGAAGUCGAAGAGGGUUUUUUGUAUGUCAAAUGCUCAUUUUUGACCUUGUAUUGUAGCUACACGAACACGAUAAAUAUAAACUUGUAUCUUGUACA
Messenger RNA from Salvia hispanica, 2394 nucleotides. RefSeq lists its product as uncharacterized. The record is from RefSeq and is a predicted model, not a curated record. NCBI's taxonomy places the organism in Eukaryota, Viridiplantae, Streptophyta, Magnoliopsida, Lamiales, Lamiaceae. Gene Ontology annotation, cellular component: plasma membrane.